Molecule: messenger RNA, 1071 nt
Organism: Penicillium samsonianum
Lineage: Eukaryota; Fungi; Ascomycota; Eurotiomycetes; Eurotiales; Aspergillaceae
Exons: 4
Coding region: 1-1071 (356 amino acids)
Source: RefSeq, a predicted model, not a curated record
AUGUGGCCCGUCGACGAACCCGAGCCUGAGCAGUCGAACAAGAGUAUUCAAAGCUCCCCAGAUUUAUCCUCGAAAUGGGGCCAAGUUACUAUUGCUUGCAUGGAUCAAAAGGCCAUGUAUAAUGAGGUUCAACGGCUCCAACAGGGAAUCAAAAUCGCAGAAAGAAAAGCAGAGGUCUUUCAACGAGACCGGCUUCUUGCAGAAGAGCAGGCUCGUCAACGAGGCGAGCUGCUCGAAAAUGCUAUCCAGGAAACAAAAGCAGCCAGAAACGAGAACCGAAUCCUUAUGACCAAAAUAGCAAGCCUACAAGCUGGGAUUGAGACUUUCUCCGAUGAAGAAGUUAAACGAGAAAUGUCUCUACUCUAUCACGAUCUUGCGCACUGGAGGUUCACCCAUUUUGCAACAAGGCCACCUCAACAAAAGAACGAUCCCACGCCAAGAUCAGAGAGCCUUGAUAUCUCGACAUUGGAUAUUAUUCAGUCCGACAUUGCUGGGAUAAUUUAUCGGUCGUUUUGGAACCAAUUUAUGGUUGGAUCUGAGCAUUUUUGGAGUAAUUAUCUCCGCAAGGUCGACUCCGAAAUAAAUAAACAAUUUUCUAACCACAUAACCCGGCAUUGGCGAUGUGCGAUGAGCUCUGCCAUCCUAUCAUUGGAAACCGCUAGUUUACAAGAACAGUGCAACUGGAUCAUUGAGAAUGUCGAAGCCUGCUUUGGUCGCUACACUGUCACUGACAGACCAAAACGAAUGCAACAGCUGCACGACAUCAUUGCACGUUGCAUCAAGCUCAAACAUAAAUUGGAUUGCCAGGAAGACAGAUACAUCUUCUGGGGCAGUUACCAAUACGGAUUGCUGUUCCGAGAUGACAAAAUGCGUACCCUCAUAGACGAGGAUACCUCGGAUGGGUUCAUUCAGGCUAGUCUAUGGCCUGGUUUAUAUAAGAUCGUCCAAAACGGCGAAUGGUUGAUAGUCGAAAAGGAGAUUGUAAAAAAGAUUCCCCCGAUCACCCCUUCGGUUGAAAUGAGUGAUGAAAUGGAAUCCCAUGAAGGUGACCCAGUCUUGGAUGAGAUUUAG